Leopardus geoffroyi (Geoffroy's cat) is the source of this 3896-nucleotide messenger RNA. It is a transcript of the gene RXFP2, whose product is annotated as relaxin family peptide receptor 2. The record is from RefSeq and is a predicted model, not a curated record. Gene Ontology annotation, biological process: G protein-coupled receptor signaling pathway. Lineage: Eukaryota; Metazoa; Chordata; Mammalia; Carnivora; Felidae. Gene Ontology annotation, molecular function: G protein-coupled receptor activity; protein binding. Gene Ontology annotation, cellular component: membrane. The transcript has 17 exons. The coding region runs from base 105 to 2246 and encodes 713 amino acids.
ACUCCUUCAGAGGUAUAAGGAGGAUACAUCUAAUACUUCAAUUGCUGAAAACCUAUUGUUAUUUUUCUGGUAUUAAACAUCUCUUCAGCCUCAGACUGAUUGCAAUGUUCCUUCUACUUCAUUUCAUCAUCCUGAUAGAUGUCAAAGAUUUUGCACUGACCAAGGGCAGUACAAUCACUUCUCUGUGCCCAAAAGGAUACUUUCCCUGUGGAAAUCUUACCAAGUGCUUACCCCGUGCUUUUCACUGUGAUGGUGUGGACGACUGCGGGAACCAGGCUGACGAGGAUAGCUGUGGAGACACUAGUGGAUGGGCGACCAUAUUUGGCACAGUCCAUGGAAAUGCUAAUUAUGUGGCAUUAACACAGGAGUGCUCUCUAAACCAGUAUCCACAACCCUGUGACUGCAAAGGAACCGAAUUGGAAUGUGUAAAUAUGGGCUUAAAGUCUGUGCCAGUGAUUUCCAGCAAUGCGACAUUACUGUCUCUUAAGGAAAACAAAAUUCACAGUCUUCCAGAUAAAGUUUUCAUCAAAUACACAGCACUUAAACAGAUAUUUCUUCAGCAUAAUUGUAUUACGCACGUAUCACGGAGAGCAUUUUUUGGAUUACAUAAUCUGCAAAUAUUGUAUCUCAGCCACAACUGUAUUACAACUCUCAGACCUGGAGUAUUCAAAGACUUACAUCAGCUAACUUGGCUAAUUCUAGAUGACAAUCCAAUAACCAGAAUUUCCCAGCGGUUGUUUACUGGACUAAAGUCCUUGUUUUUCCUGUCUAUGGUUAAUAACUACUUAGAGGCCCUUCCCAAACAGAUGUGUGCCCAAAUGCCUCAACUCAACUGGAUGGAUUUGGAAGGCAAUGGAAUAAAAUGUCUUACGAAUUCCACCUUUCUGUCAUGCAAUUCACUCACAGUGCUGUUUCUGCCUAGAAAUCAAAUUGAUUUUGUUCCAGAGAAGACAUUUUCUUCAUUAAAAAAUUUAGGAGAACUGGACCUGUCUAGCAAUAUGAUAAUGGAGCUACCAGCCCACCUUUUUCAAGACCUGAAGCUUCUACAGAAACUGAAUCUGUCGUCCAAUCCUCUUUUGUAUCUCCACAAGAACCAGUUUGAAAGUCUUAAACAGCUUCAGUCUCUUUAUUUCAAAAACUUUCGAUACUGCUCCUAUGCUCCCCAUGUCCGCAUAUGUAUGCCCUUGACUGACGGCAUUUCUUCAUUUGAGGACCUGUUGGCUAACAAUAUCCUCAGAAUAUUUGUCUGGGUUAUAGCUUUCAUAACCUGCUUUGGAAAUCUUUUUGUCAUUGGCAUGAGAUCUUUCAUUAAAGCUGAAAAUACGACCCACGCUACGUCCAUCAAAAUCCUUUGUUGUGCAGAUUGCCUGAUGGGUGUUUAUUUGUUCUUCAUUGGCUUUUUUGAUAUAAAAUACCGUGGGCAGUAUCAGAAGUAUGCGUUACUGUGGAUGGAGAGUUUACAGUGCCGCCUCAUGGGGUUCCUGGCCAUGCUGUCCACCGAAGUCUCCGUCCUGCUGCUGACGUACUUGACUUUGGAGAAGUUUCUGGUCAUUGUCUUUCCCUUCAGUAAUAUUCGUCCUGGAAAAUGGCAGACCUCGGUCAUCCUCAUUUGCAUCUGGAUUAUGGGAUUUUUAAUAGCUGUGAUUCCGUUUUGGAAUGAGGAUUAUUUUGGAAACUUUUAUGGAAAAAAUGGCGUGUGUUUCCCACUUUAUUAUGACCAAACAGAAGAUAUCGGAAGCAAAGGUUAUUCUCUUGGAAUUUUCCUAGGUGUGAACUUGCUGGCUUUUCUCAUCAUUGUGUUUUCCUAUAUUAUUAUGUUCUGUUCCAUUAAAAAAACUGCCUUGCAGACUUCGGAAGUGAGGAAUCAUGUUGGAAGAGAGGUGGCUGUUGCAAAUCGUUUCUUUUUUAUAGUGUUCUCUGAUGCCAUCUGCUGGAUUCCUGUAUUUGUAAUUAAAAUCCUCUCCCUCUUCCGGGUGGAAAUACCAGGCACAAUCACCUCCUGGAUAGUCAUUUUCUUCCUUCCAGUAAACAGUGCCUUGAACCCCAUCCUCUACACUCUCACAACCAGCUUUUUCAAAGACAAGCUGAAACAGCUGCUGCACAAACAUCGGAGGAAAUCCAUUUUCAAAAGGAAGAAAGAAAGUCUCUCGACAUCCAUUGUGUGGACGGAUGACUCCUCCGCACUUAAACUUGGCGUUUUGAACAAGAUAACCCUCGGGGAUGGUAUAGUGAAGCCAGUUUCCUAGCAAUGGUUUUGGACCCCCGGACUUCCAGGGGACCACCUGUAAGAAAAGGACAGCGUUCGGAACAUGCUACCUGCAGUGCUUUUCAUCUCUCCCAACAGCAAACCUUUCUGCACAGAGAGCACAGCAGAGUGACUUCUGGCACUGCGUUCCGAUGGCAGUUGUUCCACUUAGCCGUGCGAAGAACUGUACCUGUGGGUUCUGCUCGCUCUCGGCAUUUCGGAAAUGCACUAGCGAAACCACACCCAGUAGGCUGAUGGGCCGCUGAUGCGCAGCUGGUCGACACUACUACCCCCCUGCAAGGGAACGCCCCGCACAUUGGCACUGCAUGUCUGCUUCUGAGUUGAAUUGCACCGCCCAUAAAAUAAAAACAUUCAUGACACCUCAUUCCAGGGUGGCCAUCGUCACGUAAACCUCACAUCUCUCUCUUUGCGUUUUCCACGCCAAAGGAAAUCGUCGGCGUCCUGCUGAACCGAGGGCAAAGGAUUUCUGAGAUGUUCGCCCGCCUCCAGCCUCGCCCUCGACGCCGGUGGCGUAGAAACUUUGAAAGCACAUCUUUACACGAGGCUGUUGCAGCCAACAAAACGGCAGAGAGACAGAGACUAAGCCUAGUACCAUUCACCCUCUUGGCUGCUAUUUAGUGUCAGCAGAGUUGAGAUCGCAAACAAGAUUAUUUUUCUCGAGAUUGCCCAGGCCACGAAGAAAAAUUGGACACCCCAACGGCCAAGACUACAUUUUAAUCUCUUUCAAGGGUAAUGUCUUUAAAGUAGCAUCCCUACGGCUAGGAGGUUCUGUCUUCACAAAACACACGGAUGAGACGUGUUAAAGGGGUUUAAGAAUAGUGGUUUGAUUGGGUCCAUUUGCUUACUCAGAGAGAUUUCACUCAAAAAGGCCAGUAAGUUUGGACUUGAGGUUUGAAAAUGUAAAGUACUUACUUGUGAAGGCCUGGAUGUGUCCUUACCAUGAAAGCUCAUAUGUGAAAAACAAUCAAGUAAAUAAAAUUAUAUUUUGCAUUUGUCCAUAUUUUAUUUUAUGUUUGAAAAAGACUACAGAGCCUGUUUAUUGACUAUUACCAUGUUUCUCCUGAGAGAGAGUAUAGCCGGGAAACACAGCACCUCAGUCAACAAGCACAUCUUAUGUUUUUCUCUUACCCCUUUUUCCAAAGCAUGAGGCAAUAACUGAAUGUCUUUACUGCUCUCUUCAUUCUGAGUUCCUUUAAUGAGCAGAAUCUAAGCAGCUGACCAAGAACUCCAGAUUACCUCCUAUCAUCUAAUAGCAUCCAGGAAAGAAUCCCAGAGUUCAUAUGUCACGGCAGUUCUGGUAAUUUACUUGUUAUUGCUUAAUAGUGACUAAAACCAUCGUUUCAACCAAGUGAAAUAUCUUUUGCAUCAGUGAAAUCUUUCUGAGGAUUCUGCAGAUAAUGUUCCUCCCCAUUAAGUAGGCUGCCCUUUUCCCUUAUGGUUUCAAACUUUUCUCCAUCUUGUCUCCUCACUAUGAUGAGUUACUUCCUGACAUGUUUCCUGAAUUUGCUGACAUUUUAUUAAACGCCCUCUGCCAGUCCUUGAUCAUCAGAUGAUUUAUUUCCUAAUACAUUUCCCAACAUCAGGAACAUAAAUAAGGACUAGACCCUGAGCCCAGGGUAUUGCAAUCUUA